This is a messenger RNA of Clonostachys solani, 939 nucleotides long. NCBI's taxonomy places the organism in Eukaryota, Fungi, Ascomycota, Sordariomycetes, Hypocreales, Bionectriaceae. The record is from the annotation of a GenBank genome assembly.
AUGCGGAUUGCCUUAGCAGGUGGAGGUGGCCUUGGGUGCCUCCUGGCCUCGCAGAUAUCGCGAGCAAUGAGUGCCCACAACGUCCUUGUUUUAUCCAGAACUCCGAAACCCAUAUACGAGUCCCUGGACAUCCAGGUCCAGAUCGUGGACUAUUAUAACCCUGAAAGCUUGCGAUACGCACUCCGGGGAGUUGACCUGGUCAUUUCAACCGUCUCCGGGAGAGAACAGAUCAAUCUCAUCCUGGCUGCCGGCGAGGGCACGGUCCGUCACUUCGUCCCUGCCGAGUUCGAAGGCAAGCUGUGGCAACGACCGCCCUGGGACGGCUCGACGGCCGGCGGAUCAGCCCAUGCUUUGGCACUGCUGCAGACCUUUGAGAAUCGGAACCUGAUGAAGCACACCGUCUUCUCCUGCGGCGUGCUCAUGGAGAUCUUCCACCCGCUGGGCCUGGGGAGCUUUGGCAUGGGCUUCCGCACCGGCGUGAGCACGAACGGCAGCUACUUGCUCAACAUCCCCGAAGCCACGGCCGAGUACGCCGGCCAGAACGCUCAGGGCCAGCCCCCGAGCAGUAUAUGCCUAACAUCAGUCUACGACCUUGUUCACUUUGUCGUCCUGGCGCUGGAGCUGGGACUGGACGCCUGGCCUCGGGAAUUCACCCUUCGCGGAGAUCGUCUGUCCGUCCAAGAACUCGUGCAGACGUAUGGCUUUGCACGCAACGUGACAUUCAGCUACGUCGCUCGGGAUUACUCCAGCGCCCAGUUUUUUCUGACCUAUUAUUCUCAGAGCCAAGACGAGGUGAAGGCCAGCUACUAUCGGCGGCUCAUGGCCACGGCAGAUGGGCGAUACGACUUCCAGGAGGCCACACUCAACGAGACCCUCCAGAACAACCACAUGAUGGAUUUCGUCCCCAUGACUUUUGCGCAAUGGCUCGAGAAGAUCUAG